UUUGAUUAUCAACUUACUCUUUCACAUUUCCCAUUGCUUGGAAGAAUCUCAUUUCUUUUGAUGGGCUGUUUCCAGUCCAAAUAUGCUGAUGUGAUCACUUCUCCUGAUCAUCCAUCAGUUCAGCACCAAUUAGAAUCAGUAACUGAGGACCAAGUGGAUCAUGAGGACCAAGUGGAUCAUGAGAAUCAAGUGGAACAGGAGAAUCAAAUCCCAUGUUUCAAAAAAUUUACAUUAAGUGAAUUAUUCUACAUAAUAAAUGAGUUUAGUCCCAGUUGCAUUGUCUCUGAAGGUGGGGUGAAAGAUUUCAAUGAGGUUUACAUAGGAAAGCUCGAAGGCAAUGUUCUCGUCGCUGUCAAGCGAUUCUCUAAACUGACUUGGCCUGAUGCUCAGCACUUUGUGGAUCAGGCGACUGCUGUUGGAAAGCUUAGGUCCAAGAGAUUGGUCAAUCUGCUUGGUUAUUGCGUUGAAAGAGGCGAGAGAUUGUUGGUGGCUGAGUAUAUGCCCUAUGGUACUCUCUCAAAGCAUCUUUUUUACUGGAACAGACAGGAAAUUCCUUGGGAAAUGCGUGUUCGAGUUGCAUAUUAUAUUGCACAAGCACUUGAUUACUGCAACGUCAAAAACCAAAAGAUCUAUCAUGAUUUAAGUGCAUCCAGAAUCCUCUUUGAUGAGGAAGGUGAUCCUCGUCUAUCAACUUUUGGUCUCAUCAAGAACCGCAGAGACGGAAUAAGCUAUAGCACUAACUUGACUUACGCUCCACCAGAGUUUUCAGAAACAGGUACAAUUAUUCCUGAGAGUGUGAUUUACAGUUAUGGAAAUGUUCUUAUAGAACUUGUGAGCGGCAAACACAUUCCACCGAACCAUGCUUUUGAUAUCAUAAUGGAGAAAAAUGCGAUGCUACUCAUGGAUUCAUCACUUGAAGGGAGAUUUGAGAGUGAAGACGCGACUAAGCUUCUUAAUCUUGCUUCGAAAUGUCUUCAAAAGAACCCGGAAGAUCGACCUGAUACUGAAUCUCUUGUCUCUGCAGCAGCACCACUACAAAAAUUGGAAGAGAUUGCAUCUUAUUUCUUGAUGCGUCUGCCUAAGAGUACAGUAAUACAGCCAACCAUGCUUUCUCCUCUCAAAAAGGCUUGUUCUCGGAUGGACCACUCGGCUGUGUACAAGAUUUUGCUUAAAACUGGUUACAGCGACGAAGGAGCAGAGAGUGAUCUUCUAGUGACACGACAAAACCAGGAACUGGUUCAAACAAAGAACUUGGGAGACAAUGCUUUCAGAGACCAGGACUUCAUUAACGCGAUUAAAUAUUAUUCAAAGUUGGUGAGGAUGAUGACCAGUAGUCCAUAUGCGACUGUAUUUGCGAGAAGGUCUUUCUCCUACUUAGUGACGGGUGAACGUGAUCCUGCGUUGGGAGACGCAAUGAAGGCUCAAUUUUGCAUACCGGGGUGGCCUACUGCGUUUUACUUGCAGGCUUUAGCACUUUGGGAGCUUGGUAUGGAGAGUGAUGCUAGGGAUAUGAUUAAUAAAGGUGCUGCACUUGAAGCUAAGCGACUACAGACUACAGAGAGAUAAGAGAGCCCGUAACCUUCUUUGACAACUUAUUUCA
Messenger RNA from Brassica oleracea var. oleracea, 1600 nucleotides. Its product is annotated as probable serine/threonine-protein kinase At4g35230. The transcript is spliced from 9 exons. The record is from RefSeq and is a predicted model, not a curated record. Bases 61 to 1566 code for a protein of 501 amino acids. Gene Ontology annotation, molecular function: protein binding; protein kinase activity; ATP binding. Gene Ontology annotation, biological process: protein phosphorylation; brassinosteroid mediated signaling pathway. Lineage: Eukaryota; Viridiplantae; Streptophyta; Magnoliopsida; Brassicales; Brassicaceae.